Molecule: messenger RNA, 918 nt
Organism: Eruca vesicaria subsp. sativa (arugula)
Lineage: Eukaryota; Viridiplantae; Streptophyta; Magnoliopsida; Brassicales; Brassicaceae
Source: the annotation of a GenBank genome assembly
AUGGGUUCUGUUAUAAUGGGUUGCACAUAUAUAUAUAUAUAUAUAUUGUCCAAAAAUCAAUUAUUUAAGCGAUAUGUAUAUGGGUCUUCCCGCGACACCUACACACGGGAGCGUGAACCUUAUCAGUCUAGAGAUGUUACCCGGACACGCAGCAACAGAGCUGUAACAUCUAGGAAUCAGAAUGGUAAUGAAUACCGUGAGGAGCACUUGAGUAGGGUAUCCAGGAGGGAUCACAAUUCAAGGAGAGAUGGAGGCGCACGGAAGGAGUCGGCACCUUAUUAUCGGGAAGAAGAUCAGCGAUGGAGAGCAAAACCUUCGAUCCCCUCUCGCCGUUCAGAUGAGGUCUGCGCCGGAGCUGGUAGUUCUUUACCCCAGCCAUCUCCACAACCACGAAACUUUGAGUUAGUUGUUCCGAGUGUUGAGGAGGAUGAUCAACAUAAUAACAGCAAAGUUCAGAGACGGAUCGCGAGUACCAUUGUAACUCCAUCCGCUGCUGCUCUUCCAAUGGAAAGCAAUGUCACAAUUCGGCCCAGAGGUACACCUAGAGUAUUAUCUUUCUCGCCCUUGCGAGAUCAAGAAAUAGAUGACACGGAGCAAAUGAUUGGUGCAUUGAAUGACAUGGAUAAUUUGGAACAUCACCACUCUAGCAUGAUGGAGUAUGAAUACAAUGAUCCAAACGAUGAUGAUCUACUUGGAGAGGAACUUAGGGAGGCUGAAGAGAGUACUAUCCAAGCAUCAACUGUGGUGGCGAAGAGCACUAGUCAGGGGCACAAGUCUUCACGUCAUCCCAGGAGUGGUGGUAGACAUAAUGCCUCUUUGGGCAUGUCAAACAAGGAUCUUGAUGUCCUUCGUCGAGGACCUCAUUCACAUCGCUCUAAGACAAGCUCCAGUGACGUAAGGCAGGGACAUAGCCGCCAU